Penicillium antarcticum is the source of this 1590-nucleotide messenger RNA. RefSeq names its product putative MFS maltose permease. The record is from RefSeq and is a predicted model, not a curated record. The coding region runs from base 1 to 1590 and encodes 529 amino acids. Gene Ontology annotation, cellular component: membrane. Gene Ontology annotation, molecular function: carbohydrate:proton symporter activity. Gene Ontology annotation, biological process: transmembrane transport; carbohydrate transport. The transcript has a single exon. Lineage: Eukaryota; Fungi; Ascomycota; Eurotiomycetes; Eurotiales; Aspergillaceae.
AUGGACGAUCCCGUCAGAAUGGACGGCAAAUCACCUGUUCUAGCUGAUGGCCAACAUGCAGCCCAGAAUGAGCACAUCAUGACUCUCUGGCAGGCUCUCAAACUAUACCCUAAAGCCGUCGGCUGGUCAGUGCUUCUCUCAUCCACCCUGAUCAUGGAAGGAUAUGAUCUCGCAUUACUGAGCUCGAUGUAUGCGUCACCUGCUUUCAACAAAAAGUUCGGCGAACUGACAGCCUCGGGGAAAUGGGCUGUUCCUGCCUCCUGGCAAUCCGGUCUGUCAAACGGUGCACGCUGCGGUGAAGUCAUUGGACUUUUGAUCAACGGUCUAGUCUCGGAGCGUCUUGGCUACCGUCGGACCAUGAUCUCUGCCUUGGCCACCAUCACAGCAGUCAUAUUCCUCUUCUUCUUCGCGAUCAACAUCCAGAUGCUACUCGCUGCUGAAAUUCUUGCUGGUAUACCAUGGGGUAUUUUCCAAACUCUCCCAGCUGCAUACGCCUCGGAAGUAUGUCCGGUGGUGCUCAGACCUUACCUGACAACAUUCAUCAACAUGUGCUGGGUAUUCGGACAAUUCGUGGCCGUUGGCGUGAACCGUGGGUCCAUUUCUCGCGAUGAUCAAUGGGCAUAUCGCAUUCCAUUCGGUGUGCAAUGGGCCUGGCCACUACCAAUCAUGAUUGGAUGUCUAUUCGCGCCUGAGUCACCCUGGUGGCACGUUCGACAGGGAAAUAUCCAAGGAGCACGAAGAGCCCUGCAACGUUUGACAUCGUCCAAAGACCCUCACUUCAACCCCGAGGAGACAAUUGCUAUGAUUCAGCACACCAACGAACUAGAAAAAUCCCUUUCUAGUGGAACGACAUACUGGGACUGCUUCAAGGGAACAAAUCUCCGCCGAACAGAAGUUGUCUGCGUAGUCUGGCUCGUGCAGACCCUAUGUGGGCAGAAUCUAAUGGGUUACUUCGCCUAUUUCUGCGUCCAGGCAGGUCUACCAACGGUGCAAUCCUUCAAUCUCUCUCUAGGUCAGUACGGCCUUGGAGUGUUGGGCACAAUGGGCUCAUGGUUUCUGAUGUCAUUCGCCGGCCGACGUACAAUCCACGUAUGCGGCCUCGCCUGUCUUUUUAUUCUCCUCAUGAUAACUGGCUCACUUUCAUUUGCGCCGAGCGAAAACAGCGCCGCGAAAUGGGCCAUCGGCGCCAUGUUGAUCAUCUUCACUUUUUGCUACGAUAUCACCGUCGGCCCGGUUACAUAUUCUCUGGUCUCGGAAUUGUCUUCUACACGACUCAAGGCUAAGACCAUUGUCCUCGCACGGUGUUUAUACAACAUCAGCAAUAUAGUUGUCAACGUUUUGACCAACUACCAAUUAAAUUCCACGGCCUGGAACUGGGGCGCUCGUUGUGCAUAUUUCUGGGCUGGGACUUGCUUGGUUGGCCUUGUGUGGGCAUUCUUUCGUUUACCUGAACCGAAAGGUCGGACUUACGAAGAGUUGGAUUUGUUAUUCGAGAGGGGGAUUUCUGCGCGAAAGUUCGCUUCUACUGUUGUUGAUCCCUAUGAAGGGGAGGCAGUUGAAGUUCGUGAAGAUCAUAUAGAUAAAGAUUGA